AUGAAGGACCGUUACUUUGGCCUCCGUGGAGGAUGGCUGACCUUUUGGAUAACCGUCGCCUGCGGCACGGACAUGACACUUUUUGGCUAUGACCAAGGCGUAUUCGGCGGCGUUAUCGUUACCAAUGACUUCUUGGACACCCUCGGCAUCCAGAACGAUACCAGUCUUCAAGGAACUAUCACCGCCAUUUACGACAUCGGCUGUUUCUUUGGUGCAAUCGCUGCGUACUUUAUCGGUGACCGACUCGGUCGUAAGCGCUCCGUCCUCCUCGGGACGACCAUCCUGAGCGUGGGCGCCUUGCUGCAAAUCACAACAUACUCCGUGGCUCAGAUCAUCGUUGGUCGUGUGAUAGCCGGCAUCGGCAAUGGCAUCAACACCGCUACGGCUCCCCCGUGGCAGGCGGAAACCUCGAAGGCAUCCUGGCGGGGGAAACUGAUUGUCGUUGAGCUCAUCCUCAACAUUGCCGGCUUCUCCUUGAGUAACUGGGUGACAUUUGGAUUCUCUUAUCUACCUGGAGGAGUUGCUUGGCGGAUUCCACUUGCCCUUCAAUUCAUCUUCAUCAUCAUCCUCUUCGCAACGACGCCCUGGCUGCCGGAAUCUCCCCGAUGGCUUGUCAAGGUUGGCCGUUACAAAGAAGCCGAACAGAUCUUGGCAGAUGUCGAGGGGACCGAGAUUGAGGAUCCUUUUGUGCAGACAGAGCUUAACGAAAUCAAAUUCGCCGAUGAAUAUGAAAAGGAGCAUGCCGUGCGCAUUCGCGACUUGGUCCGCGGGAAAGUCGCACCCGGAGAUCCAUGCACGCUUCGUCGAAUCUUGCUCGGAAUGGGCGCCCAGGCAAUGCAGCAGCUUUCCGGAAUCAACGUCACGUCAUAUUAUUUGCCUACUGUGCUGAUUAAGUCUGUUGGCUUCAGCAACAAGAGGGCUCGUUUGCUCGCCGCGUGCAACAGUGUAUCAUACCUCGUCUUCUCCACCAUCGGGAUCCCUAACGUUGAACGAUGGGGCCGAAGGAAGAUGAUCAUGUACGCCGCCGCCGGUCAAUGCUUUUGCUACCUCUUGAUCACCGUCCUCCUGCGCUACAGCGAGCUGUACAAAGCCGAAGGGGGCGUUGCCAAUAUCAACAAGUCCGAUACAAUUGCAAGCGCCAGUGUCGCCUUCUUCUUUUUGUAUUACAUAUUCUUCGGCAUUGGCUUCCAAGGCGUCCCUUGGUUAUACCCAACCGAGAUCAAUGGGCUCGCAACAAGAGCAAAAGGAGCAGCGCUCGGCACAGCAACGAAUUGGAUCUUCAACUUCAUGGUCGUCGAAAUCACCCAGAUCGGCAUCCAAAACCUCGCUUGGAAGUUUUACAUCAUCUGGACCGUUCUGAACGGCUCCUUCGUACCGCUCACGUACUUCUUGUACCCCGAAACGGCGGGCCGGACGCUGGAAGAUAUCGACACGUACUUCCGGGGCCAGCCCAGCCUGCUGGUUUUCCGCGAUCACAUCGCCACCUCUUCCAAGCGCCCAAUGGAGUUCAUCGAGAGGGAGGAGCAAGAGGUGCACAGGAGGAGCUCAGUGGAUCCGAGGGCCAUGAGCUUGGCGCAACAGCAUCGCAGAUAUAGUGCGAUCAGCGAGCAGGGGAGGCUGGGGAGUGCGGUCAGCGAUAAGGAGAAGGAGGAGCGUCACGAUCGGGUGUGA
Messenger RNA from Neohortaea acidophila, 1671 nucleotides. Its product is annotated as general substrate transporter. The transcript is spliced from 10 exons. Gene Ontology annotation, biological process: transmembrane transport; carbohydrate transport. Gene Ontology annotation, molecular function: carbohydrate:proton symporter activity. The record is from RefSeq and is a predicted model, not a curated record. Bases 1 to 1671 code for a protein of 556 amino acids. Gene Ontology annotation, cellular component: membrane. NCBI's taxonomy places the organism in Eukaryota, Fungi, Ascomycota, Dothideomycetes, Mycosphaerellales, Teratosphaeriaceae.